UGAGUUCAUUUUUAAAUGAACUUUUGUGCUUUGUUUUUUGUUGUUUUGCUUUUUGUUUUUGUUUUUGAGGAGAUAACUAACCCCAGCUGUCUCCAGUCUGACAAAGGUUAUUCGAAUGGACUUUAUCUCCCAGUAGUUUGGAGAUGUUUUAGAAGCACGUCCUGUGUUUGAAUUGUGGCUGAGAGGUUUCCUUGGCAAUGUGAGAAGGAAAAUUCUUUCUGCCUCAUUAUUAUUAAUUCAUGGAUUGAGUGUUGGUUCGACCUACAGGAGUAAUAGAUUGGAACUCAGUGAAGACCCAGACGUUCCUGUUGAGAUCAGCCAGCUAAUGAUUGCAUUUUAAAGACGAUUUCUGUGCUUGAGUGUUCUUGUGGAAGAUUAGCCCGUUUCAAGAGGACGUGGAGCCGGUCCUCACUUUGAGGAAGAAGUGGCUUGUGCUCCAGAAGCCACUUCUCAUCUUAGGAUCCACCCAGCAUGCCUAAUCAAGGAGAAGACUGCUAUUUUUUUUUCUAUUCUACAUGCACCAAAGGUGACAGCUGCCCAUUCCGUCACUGUGAAGCUGCUCUAGGAAAUGAAACUGUUUGCACAUUAUGGCAAGAAGGACGUUGUUUUCGACAGGUGUGCAGAUUUCGGCACAUGGAGAUUGAUAAAAAACGCAGUGAGAUUCCUUGCUAUUGGGAAAAUCAGCCCGUGGGAUGUCAAAAGCUAAACUGUGCUUUCCAUCACAACAGAGGACGUUACGUGGAUGGCCUCUUCCUGCCGCCAAGCAAAACUGUGUUACCCACUGUGCCUGAGUCAACAGAAGAGGAAGUGAAGGCUUGCCAGCUCACAGUUCAACAGAACAAAUUGUCUGUCCAGUCGAACCCUUCCCCUCAGCUGCGGAGUGUUAUGAAAGUAGAAAGUUCAGAAAAUGUUCCUAGCCCCACACAUCCACCGGUUGUAAUUAAUGCUGCAGAUGACGAUGAGGAUGAUGAUGAUCAGUUUUCUGAGGAAGGUGAAGAAACCAAAACUCCUGCCCUGCAAGCAGCUCCUGAAGUUCCUAAUGGAUUGCGAGGGGCUCCUUCUGCCCGGAAACCUGGAGGCGGUGUAAAGCAAGGUGAAUGUUUGGAUUUUGGAAUAAAAACUCUUGAGGAAAUCAAAUCAAAGAAAAUGAAGGAAAAAUCCAAGAAGCAAGGUGAAGGUACUUCGGGAGUGACCAGCCUUGUGCUCCAACCCCAGCCUGUUCCAGGUCCUGAAAAGGAGAAUGUCCGGACUGUGGUGAGGACAGUCACUCUGUCCAGCAAACAAGGAGAAGAACCUCUGGUUAGAUUGAGCCUCACGGAGAGGCUGGGGAAACGAAAAUUACCUGUAGAGAAAAUCAUGAAAGUCGGUGAGAUCCGCGUGAAGACAUUAGAAGAAAUUCUUCUUGAAAGAGCCUGUCAGAAACGUGGAGAAUUGCAAACAAAAGUCAAGGCAGAAGGACCUUCAAAGACUGCUGAUUCCACUUCUGGAAUUAGAAGCUCUUCCAAUGUCCGAAUCAAAACCUUCUCUGAGGUCCUGGCUGAAAAGAAACAUCGGCAACAGGAAGCAGAGAGACAAAAAAGCAAAAAGGAAGUAACUUGUAUCAAGUUAAAGACCGAGAGUGAAAUGAAAAAACCAGUGGUUUUGCCCCCCACGGGUGCCAGCAAAGGCCUGUCUGAGGAGCCCGCCGGGAAAGCAAAGUCAGUGCAGGACGUGCACAUCAAAACGCUGGAGGAAAUUAAACUGGAGAAGGCCCUGCGGGUGCAGCAUUGCUCCCCGGAGAGCAGCUCCAGUGCUCAGCCCCAGCCCCAGCUCGAGGACACGCCAGGGGCCCGGCGGCUGCUGCGCAUCACCAAGAAAACAGGUAUGAAAGAAGAGAAAAGGCUUCAGGAAGAAAGUGAAGACGCACCUCAGAGCAGUGCUCCCAGCGCAGAGGACAGCGAGGUUCCCGACGAGUCCGCAGGAGUUAGCACCACGAAAAUUCAGGUCAGGAGAUGCGAGACCCUGAGAGAGAAGCACACGCAGAAACAGCAGGACAGGGGAGCCCCUGAGAAGGAGUCCGUCUUGACACCCCUUCAGGGAGACGUCACCACUUUAAAUGCCCAAGUGCUAGAGAAAGCAGUGCUUAGCACCGCCCCUAGCACCUCUCGGCACCCAGCAAAGCGACCACCCCCAAAGUUACCCCAGAAGCUGGAGCUGGAAACCUUAGGGAUUGGGGAUUCAAUACUGAAUGUGAAAUAUGCAACACCGCCUUUAGAAAAAAGGGCGAAAGCUAAACCCAAAGUGAACGUGAAACCAUCUGUGGUCAAAGUCGUCUCACCCCCCAAAUUGGCCACCAAGCGCAAGGCUGCGGAGGUCCACCCUGCUGUGAUUGCAGCUGUGAGGCCGCUCAGCUCCAGCCACGCCCUGCUGGAGAGCCCGGGCAAGAGAGCAGCUGUGGCUGUGGUCCCGCUCCUCUCAGAGGAGAGCCCGGUCCCUGUGCUCGAGACAGACAGGCCUCAGGACAGCCCUGUGCUGUCUCCAGCUCAGUCCUCUUCUGACCACUCACCCUCGGAGGCGUCCGGCCCAUCCUCAUCCCAAGUGGCAGCCAAAGCGCGCCGGCUGAGCUCAGCUUCCACAGGAAAGCCCCUGAUCUCCAUGGAAGACGACUUCGAGAAACUGAUAUGGGAGAUUUCCGGAGGCAAGCUAGAAGCUGAGAUUGACCUGGAUCCUGGGAAGGAUGAAGAUGAUCUUCUGCUUGAGCUGUCAGAAAUGAUUGAUAGCUGAAGGUGGUAGUGGGGGGAGAAACUUUAAAAAAAAAAAAAAAAGCCCUCACCAAAACCCUGGCCUUGGUUUCAUCUAUGUUCCCGUUUACCUGAGGAGAUCAUUUUAUGAGUCUAGAACUUGCCCCGCAUCAGAAGUGGACCUCUGUACCAACUACCUGAUGCAGUGUCCCACAGUCCUCGGGCUGGUUUUUGAUGUCACUCGUUUCAUUUCGUUCAUUUGAUGCUGUUGUUUAGCAUCUCUGAGUACAGUUCUGAUUUACCUUUACCUUCCACCCCACCCCCCAAAAAAGAGAGAGAUUGAGAGGAGGGUCGAGUAAAAGGGUGAGGGAGAACUAAUGGCUCCUUGAGGUGUUUGUCAGUUUGAGGUUUUGUGUGUUUUUUCUCUCGAUUGUUAUUUCUUUCAUGUGUUGUCUUAAUAUGCUUAAUAUCUGAAUUUGAAAAGGGUGAAGAUAGCUGCUACCAUUAAGGACCAAAUUUCAUGCUACCACUAAACAAAAAAGUCACUCUGUUAAAUUGUCUGUGUCUUUUGUAAUGUACUUAAAGAUACAACUCAGCUUUAGAGAGGGCUGAGCAGCUCAGGCAGCUGGGCGUCUGGACAUCCCUUUGGCCCUGAUUUUGAUGUUCCUGCUGCUCGGUAAGCUCCUGAAGAGCAAUAGAUAACUUAUUAUUAUUGUCAUUGUCUUAAGGCUUUAAAGUGCCUCGGGAGCCCCCCCAACACAAAUUUUCUAUUUCUGGGAUUCCCUGGAUUCUCUGUAAGAAAGGAUGACACAGUUAGAGGAAUUCUUUUCCAGUACAAAUUCAGUUGUCCCUUCUUAAGACUUGCCUCCUUCGGAUUGAGAUAUCUGAGGGACAAAAAUUGGUUCAUUAAAAAAAAAAAUUUCUACCUUGCCCGGUAUUUAUUUGGGCUCUGUAACUAAAUGUGGGGAGAGUGGGCAGUGAACUCAUGUAUGUUGCCCAUCUUUAUCUGUGGUCUGCGGCAGUGCACCAACUUCUGCUGUCGCGAGGAGACGGCGAUGCUCUGGGGGUGUAUUGGAUGCCUUCCAGGCCUGCUCUUCAUUUCUGAAUUGAAUUUUGUUUUCUUGGUAUUGGUCUGCUGCAUAUCACCUCAGAGACUUGGUUAGACUUGGAGAUCAGAAGGAACAAGUGCGGUGGGGCUAAUCGUCUUGAAAGGAGACGACGGCCUGCACGUCACCGGGAGGAGAGGGAAAGGACUUGGCCAUUGUGACUUUUCUUUGCUGGAGGUGGCCGGUUUUCUUUCCCACAGAGAAAUCUGACCCCCACCCCGUCACGCUGGCUCCUAAGGGACUGCUGUUGUCAGCUGCCCAGCAAGAGUUGGACUUCAUGGAGUCUUGUUGGGACUGUUGACAAGAAAGAAAGCCACAGGACUGCCGUUCAGCUCUUGGGAAGAUCUGGAUGAUUCUGCACAAGCGAAAAUGACUUGAAAUUCCUGUCGCCCUCUCUGCCAGUCCGUCUUCGGUGACUGAAUGUUGUGUGAUGGCGCUCCGAAGCAGGGGUGGAAUGCUCUGGUUUCACCACAGACUGUCUACUCGACUCGGUUUUGGAAUCCCCUUCAGAUUCCAGAUCCCUUUUGUAUAUAACCUUUGUUCUUUUGUUAUUUUUAAAAUAACUUUGUUUUAUAUUUAAAUUCCUUGUAUUAGUGAUUCAUGUUCAUCAUUAUUUCAGCCAUUUGCCAUUACAGAAAGAGAAAUACUGAUUUGUGUUUUAAAUAAAACUGGUGUAGGAACGUC
Messenger RNA from Echinops telfairi (small Madagascar hedgehog), 4510 nucleotides. RefSeq names its product zinc finger CCCH-type containing 11A (gene ZC3H11A). The transcript has 15 exons. The coding region runs from base 472 to 2763 and encodes 763 amino acids. The record is from RefSeq and is a predicted model, not a curated record. NCBI's taxonomy places the organism in Eukaryota, Metazoa, Chordata, Mammalia, Afrosoricida, Tenrecidae. Gene Ontology annotation, molecular function: metal ion binding.